GGCCAAGGCUUCAUUAGGUUUUCAUCCGGCAAACGGAAAGGUCUAGCGACUGCGCGAAAGUUGCGCGAAAAUAAAAAAGAAACUUAAUUAAGUUUUAAACAUUUUGAAGAUUCAAUUUGAACUUGGUCAAUUUUCAAAAAUCGACUCUCACGAUAACAAAAAGUGAUAUUCUAUAAAAAUUAAAAGUUCGAUCGAAUAUUGAAUAUUCUUAAGUGAUCUGUUUUGAGAUAGUGAGUGCAAUUUUUUAUGUGUGACACAUUUAGCUCGAAAAGCUCGACCUUAGUUUGAAAUUUAAAAAAUGUCCAUCACUUGUGACUGUGCUGUUGGCGUACCAACAGGUCCGACGCUAGCAUCAACAUGUGGUGGCAGUGCAUUUAUGCUUUUUAUGGGAUUAUUGGAGGUCUUUCUUCGUUCACAAUGUGAUCUUGAAGAUCCAUGCGGCAGAGCUAGUUCCAGGUUUCGAUCAGAACCCGACUACGAAUAUGAUUUUAUUGUUGUUGGAAGUGGUUCAGCUGGAUCAGUUGUGGCGUCACGUUUAUCUGAAGUUCCUAACUGGAAAGUUCUCCUCAUUGAAGCUGGUGGAGAUGAACCGGUCGGUGCACAAAUUCCUUCAAUGUUUUUGAAUUUUAUUGGAAGUGACAUUGACUGGAAAUUUAAUACAGAACCAGAGAAGCAGGCUUGUUUAUCAUCAAAGGAGAAACGAUGCUAUUGGCCCAGAGGCAAAGUACUUGGUGGUACUUCGGUUGUUAAUGGUAUGAUGUAUAUACGAGGUAAUCAAGAAGACUACGAUGAUUGGGAAUCGAUGGGAAAUCCAGGAUGGAAAUAUGAAGAUGUUUUGCCAUACUUUUUGAAAUCAGAAGAUAACAUGGAAUUAGAUGAAGUUGGUAGAGAAUAUCAUGCAGCUGGAGGUUUAUUGCCAGUGGCGAAAUUCCCAUAUAAUCCACCAUUGUCAUAUGCUAUUCUAAAGGGUGGACAAGAAAUGGGUUAUGGAGUUCAUGAUUUAAAUGGUGCAAACUCAACUGGUUUCAUGAUUGCACAGAUGACGGCUAGAAAUGGAGUGAGAAUGAGUUCGGCAAGGGCAUUCCUUCGACCAGCUAGAUUGAGGUCAAAUUUGCAUAUUUUACUCAAUACAACAGUCACUAAGGUGCUUGUUAAUCCAUCAACAAAGAGUGCUCAUGGUGUAGAAGUUAUUGAUCAAUUUGGAAGUAUGAGGAAGAUUUUGGUUAAAAAGGAAGUGAUUGUGAGUGGUGGAGCAGUUAAUUCACCACAAGUUCUUCUCUUAAGUGGAAUAGGACCAAAGGAUGAUCUCAAAAAGGUGAAUGUUCGUCCAGUGCAUGAUCUCCCUGGAGUUGGCAAAAAUCUUCACAACCAUGUUGCCUACUUUACGAAUUUCUUCAUCGAUGAUGCUGACACAUCGCCACUUAAUUGGGCAACAGCUAUGGAAUACCUACUAUUCCGUGAUGGCCUAAUGUCCGGCACUGGAAUAUCUGAUGUAACUGCCAAAGUUGCCACACGUUAUGCAGAUGCUCCAAAUAUUCCCGAUGUACAAUACUUUUUCGGUGGAUAUUUGGCAAGCUGUGCCAAGACCGGUCAAGUUGGUGAACUUCUUUCAAACAAUUCUCGCAGUAUUCAAAUUUUCCCAGCUGUUUUGAAUCCCAAAAGUCGUGGUUACAUCACACUCGGAUCGAAUGAUCCUCUUCAACCACCAAAGAUAAUUGGCAACUACUUGACUGACGAAAGAGAUGUUAAAACACUUAUCGAAGGAAUUAAAUUCGCAAUUCGAUUGUCUGAAACAACCCCACUCAAAGCAUACGGAAUGCGUCUGGACACGAAACCCGCCAAAGGUUGUGAAAAUAUUAAAUUUGGUACAGACAAGUACUGGGAAUGUGCUAUUAGACAAGAUACCGGGCCAGAAAACCAUCAAGCUGGUUCAUGUAAAAUGGGACCUGCUCGAGAUCCCUACGCUGUGGUCGAUCAUGAACUGAGAGUACAUGGUGUUCGGGGAUUACGUGUAAUCGAUACCUCGAUUAUGCCCAAAGUGACGGCCGGAAAUACACAUGCACCGGCUGUGAUGAUCGCUGAAAGGGGUUCGCAUUUAAUUAAGAGGGCAUGGGGAGCACAACAGUAGAUUAAUUUUAAUUUGCUGUUAUAAUAUUGUAUAUGAAUAGUACCUAUAUAGAAUUUAAGUGAACCAAAUUAUAGAAAAAUAAAGAGAUGAACAAAAAAAAACAAGGCGUGCACGCAUAUGGGUCUAGGCACAUUUCAAAAUUCUAAUUUUACAAUAACUAACUCAAUAAAAAUA
Episyrphus balteatus (marmalade hoverfly) is the source of this 2302-nucleotide messenger RNA. It is a transcript of the gene Gld, whose product is annotated as glucose dehydrogenase [FAD, quinone]. NCBI's taxonomy places the organism in Eukaryota, Metazoa, Arthropoda, Insecta, Diptera, Syrphidae. The record is from RefSeq and is a predicted model, not a curated record. Bases 299 to 2128 code for a protein of 609 amino acids. Gene Ontology annotation, molecular function: flavin adenine dinucleotide binding; oxidoreductase activity, acting on CH-OH group of donors. The transcript is spliced from 6 exons.